GAAGCUAGUAGCUCACUCCAGCAACUGGAGUGAUAACGUUGGAGACUUCCCAUAAUGAUACCCAAAAGCGUAUCUCAGAAACACAUCACCCCUCUUCUUACUCAAGCCGUUUGCUGGCACAUCUGCUUUCUCUACUUCCUUCACAUUAUUUCCCCUUUUGCUUUUAGCCAAAUUCUCUCAGGGGAGCUCAGUCUGUGGACAGAAGUCGGACGAAAACCCCAAGGGCUCCUUUCUUGCUGCUGAAGACGUAAGUGUGCCUGGCGGAGGAGAGAAAUGGAGAAAGUUCGGUCCCGAUAGGAUGGGGAGGAAAUUGAGGCAGGCAAGAAGAAAUGAACCGAAGGAAGGAAGGGUGGAAAGAGAGCUUCUGUCCUCAACAGCAGCAUUUCUUCCCAAGAAGAUGGCAAAAGAUGGGAGAACAUGGCAGGCCGUGGACCUCCCAUGGGAGAAGUCUUCCUUGCGGGUGAUGCAGAUAAUCCUGAUCCUUGCCUUUUUGUGCAAAGGUCUGCUGAGCCAAGCAUCAUCAUUUGAGUAUACGGUGACGGUGCCUCCCUCCUCUUAUGUGCAACAAGGCUCCUCCCUUUACAUUCCCUGCCAGUUCACAUAUAACAGGAGAGAUGCUUACUGGUUGGGGGAGACAAUAACUGUCUACUGGUUGAAGUUUGCAGAAGGAACCAGACACUGUUUUGAUUACAGCCCAUCAAGGUGCUUUCCUGGUAUUCUUAUGGCCACAAACCCACAGGCUGUGGAUAAAUUGACUCAAAACCGUUUCUUUGGAGUGGGAGAUCCAAAUCAAGGCAACUGUUCCUUUCUCAUUGUGGAUGCCCAACCCGAAGACGAGGGGAACUACUACUUGAGAAUUCACGGGAGCAGCAGGCUAAAGUACAGUUAUUCGCCUCCAAAACACAUUUCACCUCACAUUAUGAUGACAGAACAACCUCAGAUCGUCAGAAUCAGAAAGAAAGAAGACGAUCAACACGCUGCAAGUUCUCAAGAACAUGCUGGGUCGCAGCAAUGCAUAACUGAGAGGGAGAGGCUGCACCGUGUUUCUUUUGCAGACUUAUUAUCCCCACAGAGUUUGAAGCAUGUAGUGGUUCAGGAAGGGGACUCAUUGAACCUGCUCUGUGAGGCUCACGGCAAGCCUGAACCAACCUUGACCUGGAUGAAGCUGAGCACCACCACCAAGAUCUCCAUGGAUGGGUUGCUUCAUUUUUCCUUGAUCAAACCGGAGGAUGCUGGAGAGUAUCAGUGCGAAGCAGAAAACCGUCUCGGAGCCAUCAAGGAGAACGUCACGGUCAUUGUGGAAUAUGCUCCCAGAACAGUGGCCUUCAGCAUCUCCCGAGCUUCAACAAGAAACCCAGAACUCAUUCAUGAUUACUCUAGAGAAGUGGCCAAUGGCUCUCAAUUGAUGGCUCAAGAAGGAGAGUCCCUACGGAUCCUCUGCAACGCAGAGAGCUACCCUCCAGUCUCAGCAAUUUGGACCAAGCCAGAUGGGAAGAACUGGCCUAAUAGCACUCUAGAAGUGACGGACUUGACUGUCAAGGAUGAGGGCUGGUACGCAUGCCAAGCCGUGAAUGGCCGAGGAUCGGUGCAAGGGAGUUUCCACCUCUAUGUAGCAUAUGCCCCCAGGCUCAGCAGGAACCCCCGAAGAAAUAGCACCUGUUGGCCUCAAGACAACGGGUUUCUCUGCUUUUGCUCCUUGCAAGCCCACCCUCGCCUCAUCAUCCAGUGGGAAGUGGAUGGGGAGGCUGUAACUGGGCGCAGCAGCAAAAAGAAUCACCACAUCACUGCUUUGGUUGAGGGCAACGAGGUGACCAGUUCGAUCAACUGGACCGGCAGCCGGCAGGUGGACCACACAAUCGCCUGCCUUGGGCGUAAUGCAUUUGGAGUCUUCGCCAAGCAAUUCCAUCUUAGUGCCUCCACCAUCACUUCCUCGUCCUCCACAGAAAACCAAAAGGCGGUGGUCGUUUCUGGCUUGUGUGGCGUUUUGCUCACGGCAAGUCUUUUCUUGAUCGGCCUCUUUCUGUUCACGUUUUAUAAGAGGAGGAAAACGCCGUCAAACCCAGGACACUUCGAGGCUGUAGAACCUGUACACGCAGAACCCCGAAAGGCAACCAACAUGAGUCUGAUCUACAGCAACAUUUUACCUCUGGGUCGAAGAACCCCUCACAUCGGUCAGUUCAAAGCCGCGGAAGAGAAGAUUCCGAAAAGGGGCCCGAUUCGCACUGCUCCCACUCCGGCUCCGGAUGAGACAGAGGAUCUCCAUUAUGCAUCUCUGGACUUCGAUCCGAAAAAGAGAGGCAAGCCGGUUCCAGAGGAAGACUCUGUGGAUUAUUCAGAAGUCAAACCGAAAUAAAGGCUUUCUCCUUCAGCUGUCCACAAGGUGGUCUCGGGGGAAUAGCUCCUUUGGUACAGUGAUGACUAUUUCAAAUCUUGAGUGGAUGGAAUGUUUCUUACCAAGGAGUGCACAACGGAGAUGGAUCCAACUGAUGCAUGGGGUAAGAAGGGAUAAAAAGAAAAUCUUCAGGUACUCUGUUGUCCAUCAUUUUCCAAAUCCCAGAAGAUAGCGUGGGAGAAGCCUCAAGAAACAGCAGAUAUUGGAACAGGACGACAUUACAGCAGUUCCUGUC
Messenger RNA from Pogona vitticeps (central bearded dragon), 2627 nucleotides. The record is from RefSeq and is a predicted model, not a curated record. Lineage: Eukaryota; Metazoa; Chordata; Lepidosauria; Squamata; Agamidae.